Messenger RNA from Heterostelium album PN500, 4011 nucleotides. RefSeq names its product DEAD/DEAH box helicase. The record is from RefSeq and is a predicted model, not a curated record. Bases 1 to 4011 code for a protein of 1336 amino acids. The transcript is spliced from 6 exons. Gene Ontology annotation, molecular function: DNA translocase activity; ATP binding; ATP-dependent chromatin remodeler activity. NCBI's taxonomy places the organism in Eukaryota, Evosea, Eumycetozoa, Acytosteliales, Acytosteliaceae.
AUGAGUGAAUCAUCACAUAAUAAUAAUAAUAGAAACACACCACAUUCAAAUAGGAAGUUGGCACCAAAGAUAUCUAGAGCGAUGUUGGAUCGUGCUAGAAACAUAAAGAGUACAUUCUCUGUUACUGAGACAAAAGAGAAAGUAGUAGCUACUAAUGAGAAUGAUAAUGAUAGUGACAAUGACAAUGGUGAUCACUCAUCAUCAUCAUCAACAUCAAAAUCAACAUUACCAACACCUAAACCAACAAAUAAAACCACCGAUGAUAAUGAUGAUUUAAAGGAAUUGGAGAGAAAGUUGAGUCAGACAUUAUCAGUUUCAAAACCAAGAAAGUCAAUAAAGAUAUUUGAAGAGGAGGAGGAAGAAGAAGAGAAAGAGAAAGUGGUAGUGAAGCAAUCGAAUCUUACAAAUCAAUUGGAGGAAGAGGCAAAGCAAAUGAGAAUGAAACGACAACAACAACAAGAAGUAGAAGAGGAAGAGAAAGAUGUAAUAGUAGUACCAAGUAAUAAUAGAAAUAAAAGAAUCAUUAUCGAUGAUGAAGAUGAUCUUGAGAAGAUAGAGAAUCAUCAUACAAAUAAUAAUAAAAAUGAAAAGCAGUCAACUAAGCAACAAAUAUCAGUUAUAGAGAUUACUGAUGAAGAGGAAGAGGAAGAAGAAGAAGAGGAAGAGGAAGAGGAAGAACCAAUUGUAAAUAAAAGAAGACCAGCUUCCAAUAGAUCUAUUAAGAUAGAAUCAGAGGAGGAGGAGGAGGAGGAAGAGGAUGAAGAAGAGGAGGAAGAGGAAGAGGAAGAAGAUGAUGAAGAGGAGGUUAUAGUAAGAAAGAAAGUAAUAGUUAGAGGUAAUAAGAAACUAACAGAAGAAGAGUUAGAGGUAGAAGCAGAUAACUUGGAUGAAACUGAUGGUGAAGAGGAAGAACAAGAAGAUGACAAACCAAAUUCAGAUGAUGAAAAGUUUGUUGUUAAUGACGACGAUGAAGAAGAGGAAGAGGAUGAAGAAGAGGAUGAAGAAGAAGAAGAGGAAGCUAUUGAGGAGGAAGAAGAUGAUGAUGAAUAUAUAGAUUCAGAGUCAGAGGAAUCCGAUGAUGAAUAUGUACCACCAAAGAGAACAAGAGACAAUAAACCAAUCAAACCAUCAAAUAGUAACAACAACAACAGUAUUAUGAACAGUAAGAAGUUUAGUAGAGUUGUAAAGAAGAGAGAUUAUGAGAUUGAUGAAGAUGAAAUAGAUCAUGAAAAAGAUGAAGAAGAAGUAGAGAAAGAGAAAGAGAAGAAGAAGAAGAACAAUAAUAAGGAUAGUAAAGAAGAGAAAACAACAUCAACAACAACAACAACAGGAGAACCAGAUAAAUAUGAAGAUCAGAUGAAUGGUUUCUUUAAGAAUCUUAGAACGGGCGACUAUCAUGACACCACCAAAUACUUGGAUGAGAAGACCAACAAGGAGCACGAGUACGUAUUGAACGCUGACACCUAUGAAGCGUUGUUUUGGUAUCAACGAGAGGGUAUCGAUUGGAUGUGGAAGCUGUUUGUCAAGGGUGCCGGUGGAAUCUUGGGUGACGACAUGGGACUUGGCAAGACGAUGCAAGUCAUCUCAUUCCUCAAGCAGAUGCAUAAGUCGCGCUUCAUCACACACUCACUCGUAGUGAUGCCAGUCUCGCUGAUCGAGCACUGGGUCAAAGAGUUUGAGAAACGACAGCCGACAGUGCGUGUCUUGGUCUACCACGGUAACAAUCAGCGAGAACGUCAACAGAAUCUCGAGACGAUAAAGAAGCUGGGUGGUGUCCUCAUAACCACGUACGGUAUGAUCGUAUCGAAUUGUGAACCGCUGAAAGAGUACAAGCGCAAACCAUUCACCUGGGACUAUAUUGUGUUGGACGAAGGUCAUAAGAUUAAGGAGACCAAGACAAAGAUCGCCAAGACCAUGCGUGAGUUGACUGCACACUACAAGAUCAUAAUGACCGGAACUGCCAUACAGAACAAUCUACGUGAGCUGUGGGCACUCUUUGACUGGGUGUGUGACGGUUCACUCCUUGGCUCGGUCCGUUCGUUCGCCUCUAAAUUCGAGAAGCCAAUUCUCAAGGCACACAUUGCCGACACCUCACAAUCACAGAAAACACUUGGUUCUGCAGUUGCCGAGUCACUUCGUCAAAUCAUUGCUCCCUAUUUCCUACGUCGUGAGAAGAAAGAUGUAUUUCCAACAAACAACAACAACAACAAUAGCAAUAGUAACAACAAAGAUAAUAACAACAACAAUAUUGACAACAAAGAAAACAUUGAGAAUCUAUCAAAUGUUACAAAUGAAACGACAACUAAACAAACAACAUCGACAACAACAACAACAACAGUUAGUUCGUUGAAAACAAAGAGAAUGUCAGUCAAAGGUAUAAAGACUAGAAAGAAUGAUUUCGUUUGUUGGAUAAAGUUGGCGGAACCACAGAUAGAGAUUUACAAGACAUUUUUGAAUUCCGAGGAGGUGAAGGAUGCACUGAAUAAGACAUCGAGUCCACUGGCUGCACUCACUGUAUUAAAGAAGAUAUCGGAUCAUCCUUUGUUGUUGCACGAGGAGAUGUCAUCCUGUGCCAGUCCAGAGAUGAAACAGAUCAUGCACAAGUUUGGUGAUAACUCAACGAUUAAAUCACUCGUUAGAAACUCUGGAAAGAUGCAAUUCCUCUACUACCUACUGCCAAAUCUCAAGCAAGAAGGUCAUAGACUUUUAAUUUUCAGUCAAUCCGUAAAGAUGUUAAAUGCAAUUGAACAACUAUUAAAUUAUUUGAAACUUAGCUUUUUAAGAAUAGAUGGAUCAAUUUCAUCAAGUAAAGAAAGACAAAAGAGAAUCGAUGAGUUCAAUGGUGAUAGAGAGAUCUUUUGUUUCCUCUUGACAAUUCAAGUUGGUGCUCUUGGACUUAAUAUGACAUCUGCUGAUAGAGUGGUCAUUUUUGAUCCAUCUUGGAACACAGUUGACAAUCAAGCUGUAGAUCGUGUCUAUCGUAUUGGUCAAACAAAAGAUGUUGUAGUUUAUAGAUUAAUGUGUUGUGGUACAAUUGAAGAAAAGAUCUAUCGUAAACAAGUAUUCAAAGGUGCUUUGAUGAAGACUAUGCUUAAUCAGGGUAAAGGUCAGCAUAGAUACUUCUCGAGCAGUGAGUUGAGAGAGUUGUUCAGAUUGGAUGACACCAAUGUAUCGUCGACUCAGAUGUAUCUGGAGGGUCUGCACUCUAGUAAGAGAAAGACAAGCGAAGAACUCGACCAACACAUUCAGUUCUUGGGUAAGCUUGGCAUGUUGGCCGGUCUCAGUGACCACGAUCUACUCUUCACCGAAGAGGUCUCUGUCGAUCACAACGAAAACGAUGUUAAAAUGGUCGAACAACAAGUUAGCUCUACUAUUACACCAAGUAAGCAACCAAGAAAGAAGAAGAUUACAAUCGUUACAAAAGAUACUCCAAAUAAAUCAAAGGUUAUGAAACAGAACUUUAUUUAUGUUGACGAUGAUUAUAAUGAUGAUGAAGUCGACUUGACAGUGGAGACAUACAACCCUAGAAACAUAAACACCACUGGUUCUUCUAUUGUUAGAAAACCAAGUACAUCUAUUCCUCUUGUCAUCAAUCUUGAUAAUGAAAUUACUUCUAAACCUAAGCCACAGCAACAACAAUCAAGACCAGCUUCAACAACUCAAACAAUAGUACAUAACAACGUACACCCACAACAACAACAACCUCCAAAACAAUUGAUUCCAGCAUCGGUUGUUAAUCAAAUGCAAUCACAGCAAUUACAAAAGCAGAUUCAGCAUAUCAAUACAACAACAAGUAGUAUUACACAUGCUAAUGCAAAUGCAAAUACAAAUACAAAUGAUAAUAACAAACUAUUAGAUGAUUAUAAUAGAUUAAUUUUGGAGGCAAACAAAUAUUCUAAAACAGAUAAAGUUAGAUCUAUUAAUCUUCUCCUAGAUGCUUUACAAGUUAAAUAUAGUGUGGAAUUGGAAAAUUUGAUUAGACAAGAAUAUGAAUAUAUGGAUAUCAAUUAA